AUGCGCGUCCUUGCAAAGCGUGCCAGAGAGCUCCAGCAGGUGCCUGCUGGCCGUGUUCGACGGCGAAAGGCGACAUUCCCGCCGGUCGCCAGCUCCCGUGCGCUGUGUCCGCCAAGCACAACUUACCCGGCCAAGCAGAUAAAGUUUUUUCCCACCUCAAAAUUACACUCAAUGUCCGAAGACUGGAAAGCAAACCUCAAUCUCCCGAAAAAGGACGGCCGGCCGCAGACAGACGACGUGCUCGCCACCAAGGGCAACACGUUCGAGUCGUUCCAUCUCAAACGAGAGCUUCUCAUGGGCAUUUUCGAGGCAGGCUUCGAAAAACCGUCGCCGAUCCAAGAAGAGGCCAUCCCGGUGGCAUUGAUGGGCAGAGACAUUCUCGCUAGAGCGAAAAACGGCACAGGAAAAACGGCAGCCUUUGUGAUUCCAACUCUGGAGAAGCUGAAGCCGAAGGUGAACAAAAUACAGGCGCUGAUUCUCGUUCCUACGAGAGAAUUGGCUCUGCAAACCUCUCAGGUCGUCAAGACUCUGGGAGCCCACCUGGGUAUCCAGGUCAUGGUCACUACCGGAGGCACCUCGCUCAGAGACGAUAUCAUGAGACUUCACGAGCCAGUCCACGUUCUGGUGGGUACUCCAGGAAGAGUGCUGGACCUCGCAUCUAGAAAAUUGGCCGAAUUUGACGAAUGUCGCAUGUUUGUUAUGGACGAAGCCGACAAGAUGUUAUCGCGCGAGUUUAAAAACAUUAUAGAGCAGAUCCUCAAGUUCUUUCCUCAGUCGUCGUCUGGAAAGGGCAACGGCUACCAGUCGCUGCUGUUCAGCGCCACAUUCCCUCUCGCCGUCAAAUCAUUUAUGGACCAACACCUCUACAAGCCUUACGAAAUCAAUUUGAUGGACGAACUUACCUUAAAAGGUAUCACCCAAUAUUAUGCCUUCGUCGAAGAGAAGCAGAAACUGCACUGCUUGAACACUCUCUUUUCCAAACUGCAAAUCAACCAGUCGAUCAUCUUCUGCAACUCCACCAACAGAGUAGAGCUGCUGUCCAAAAAAAUCACAGAACUCGACUACUCUUGCUACUACUCCCACGCCAAGAUGCCUCAGGCGGCAAGAAACAAGGUCUUCCACGAAUUCAGACAGGGGAAAGUCAGAAAUUUGGUUUGUUCUGACUUGCUUACCAGAGGUAUCGAUAUUCAGGCAGUCAACGUGGUGGUGAACUUCGAUUUCCCAAAGACGGCUGAAACUUAUUUGCACAGAAUUGGUAGAUCUGGUAGAUUUGGUCACUUUGGUAUCGCAAUCAACCUUAUCAACUGGAACGAUAGAUUCAACCUGUACAAGAUUGAACAGGAACUUGGAACCGAGAUCAAGCCUAUUCCUGCUGAGAUUGACAAAUCUCUCUACGUUGUUGGUCAGCCAGAAAGUAUACCAAGACCGUUCAAACUGGAUCAACUUCCUAACGGAAAGGAGCGCAACCACAACAGGUACAACGGCCAACCAACUCAACCACAGACCCAAAAGCAAGUUGAGUACUAG
Messenger RNA from Ogataea haglerorum, 1527 nucleotides. RefSeq lists its product as uncharacterized. Bases 1 to 1527 code for a protein of 508 amino acids. The record is from RefSeq and is a predicted model, not a curated record. Lineage: Eukaryota; Fungi; Ascomycota; Pichiomycetes; Pichiales; Pichiaceae. Gene Ontology annotation, molecular function: ATP binding; mRNA binding; RNA helicase activity. Gene Ontology annotation, biological process: P-body assembly; cytoplasmic stress granule assembly. Gene Ontology annotation, cellular component: cytoplasmic stress granule; P-body. The transcript has a single exon.